This is a messenger RNA of Thunnus maccoyii (southern bluefin tuna), 3098 nucleotides long. Its product is annotated as frizzled-7-like. Gene Ontology annotation, cellular component: plasma membrane. Gene Ontology annotation, biological process: non-canonical Wnt signaling pathway; canonical Wnt signaling pathway. The record is from RefSeq and is a predicted model, not a curated record. Lineage: Eukaryota; Metazoa; Chordata; Actinopteri; Scombriformes; Scombridae. The transcript has a single exon. Gene Ontology annotation, molecular function: Wnt-protein binding; Wnt receptor activity. The coding region runs from base 576 to 2231 and encodes 551 amino acids.
UGAUUCCUCAGCUCAGUCCUGCAGAGCUCACGGAGGGAAAACAAGUCCGACUAACUAAUGUCGAGCUUUUUACUAACAAAGACAACUUUCUAUCGUGCGGCUUUGGACGCUUUUAUGAAGAGAAAACUGCUGCUGAGUUUCUUUACGGAUUUCUUUACAUGCGCUGCAGCUCGAGGAGAAGAAAUGACUUUGUGUGAUUCUUCUCUCGGUCUUUAUGAGUCUCAAAUUCAGCUCAGAGACUCCGAGUUUGGAUCUGUGGCAUUUUAAAGUGUUUGUCCGUGAAACAGAGAGGAUUUCACUCACCGGCUUGUACUUAGAGAGGACUGGAGUAUGAAUAAACCCCGAAAUCCGACAUUUUCCUGUGGAGUUGUGGAAAGUGCUGUGGAAUAUUAAUAAAGGAAUGCAGCAGUAAAGAGCCCCUUACAAGUUUUUUAUGCUGAACACACACCAGCAGCCUCAAGCAGCAGGACUUACCUUCUUUAUUUAUUUUCUUUGGCUUCAGUAAACAGUUGGAAAGCCUCUGCUAGUUUGUGGAAACUACUUUUUCCCUGCCUCUGGGGGUUGUCUGAUACAUCAUGGCGGUGGGGAGAACCUGGCGGUGGGUUUGGGUUUGUGCUCUGGCCGCUGUGCUGUUCCAGCCAUGCUCCAGUCAGUAUGAGAAGGGGAUUUCCAUCCCAGAGCAUGGCUUCUGCCAGCCCAUCUCCAUCCCCCUCUGCACCGAUAUCGCCUACAACCAGACCAUCAUGCCCAACCUGCUGGGCCACACCAACCAGGAGGAUGCUGGGCUGGAGGUCCACCAGUUUUACCCAUUAGUCAAAGUUCAGUGCUCCAUGGACCUGAAGUUCUUCCUGUGCUCGAUGUAUGCUCCAGUCUGCACAGUUCUGGAGCAGGCCAUCCCGCCCUGCAGGUCUCUGUGUGAGCGGGCUCGGCAGGGCUGUGAGGCACUCAUGAAUAAAUUUGGCUUCCAGUGGCCAGAGAGACUUCGAUGCGAGAACUUCCCUGUCCACGGCGCCGGAGAGAUCUGCGUGGGUCAGAACACAACAGACACCGACGGCCCCACCUCAGAUCCGACCCCGAACAUCCCUAAGUUUGUGACUUUGCCGCCACAUGUCCGGACCAACCAGCCCUUCUCCUGCCCCCUGCAGCUCCAGGUGCCCACCUACCUCAAUUACCAUUUCCUGGGGGUUAAGGACUGUGGCGCACCCUGCGAGGCCUCCAAGCCCAACGGACUGAUGUAUUUUCGUGAGGAGGAGUUGAAGUUUGGCCGGCUCUGGGUUGGGAUCUGGUCCAUUCUGUGCUGUGUGAGCACACUCUUCACCGUACUCACCUACCUGGUGGACAUGCGAAGGUUUCGCUACCCAGAGAGGCCAAUCAUCUUCCUGUCCGGCUGCUACUUCAUGGUGGCGGUGGCAUACGCCGCCGGCUUUCUGCUGGAGGAUAAAGUGGUGUGUAUCGACAAGUUCAAGGACGAUGGAUAUAAGAUGGUGGCUCAGGGAACCAAGAAAGAAGGCUGCACCAUCCUGUUCAUGAUCCUGUACUUCUUUGGCAUGGCGAGCUCCAUCUGGUGGGUGAUCCUGUCGCUCACCUGGUUCCUGUCUGCGGGGAUGAAGUGGGGUCACGAGGCCAUUGAAGCCAACUCUCAGUAUUUCCACCUGGCAGCGUGGGCAGUGCCGGCGGUAAAGACCAUCACCAUCCUGGCCAUGGGGCAGGUGGACGGGGAUCUGCUGACCGGUGUGUGUUACGUCGGAAUCUACAAUGUGGACGCCCUGCGCGGCUUCGUCCUGGCACCGCUUUUUGUCUACCUCUUCAUCGGUACUUCCUUCCUGCUGGCGGGCUUUGUGUCACUCUUCCGCAUCCGCACUGUCAUGAAGCAAGAUGGCACCAAGACGGAGAAGCUGGAGAAGCUGAUGGUGCGGAUUGGUGUGUUCAGCGUGCUGUACACGGUGCCUGCCACCAUCGUCAUUGCCUGCUACUUCUAUGAGCAGGCCUUUCGGCCGCAGUGGGAGCGAACAUGGCACAUGCAGACAUGCAAGCGCUUUGCCGUGCCGUGCCCGGCAGGAAACUUUGCGCCGAUGACACCGGACUUCACCGUGCUCAUGAUCAAGUACCUAAUGACCAUGAUCGUGGGCAUCACGUCUGGCUUCUGGAUCUGGUCGGAGAAGACGCUGCAGUCGUGGUGCAGGUUUUAUAAAAGACUGAGCAACAACAACCAGGGAGAGACGACAGUGUAGAGCUCAGAGGAUGCGACUCAGUUCAGCUUCAUGUAUUUACUCGGACAUGUUGAGGAAGUUUGACUCUUGGACAUAAAAACAGACAGUAGUUUUGUGGCUCAAUGAGCUUCUAACUGAGCCUUUUGUUCUCUGAGAGGACGGAUGGAAAUGUGAAGCCUCUUUUCAAACCCUCUCAGAGAAGAACAGCAAGAACAUGCACACUUCAGAUGUGCUGUUAUAAAGACUAUUUUUAUAUCUUCUAACUGCCGUCACAUUGAUGUCUGUCUGAUUCCGCCCCAAAUGAAAUGUCCACUUGUUUCUCUUUAAUUGUUCAUAUUUGUACAUUAACUGAAACAUUAUGAGCCUCUGAGAAAUUCAGGUAAAACUUUACUUUACGGGUCUGUAAUUUCUCAAGUAGUGAAGAUGUUGUUUGGUGCUGAUGCAGGAAAAAGUGACAAAGUUCAGUGUUUAUUUUAUUUUUAUUUAACCAGGAAGUCUCUUUAGAUGCAAUAUCUCUUUACAAAGGAGAGCAGGCCAACAUGGCAGCAUAAAAACAUGGUCACAUAAAAACAUACAAUUAGUAAUAGGGCUCCCAAUAACGAUUAUUUUCUUCAUGAACUCAUUACCUGUUCAGUCCAUAAAAUGUCCAUCAGUUUCUUGUAAUUCAAGGUAAUGUCCUGAAAUGUCUUGUUUUGUCCUAAACCCAAAAAUAUUCAGUUUUCAAUCAUAAAGGACUAAAAAACAUAAAAUAUUCACACAUAAGGGGUGAGAACCAGUGGAUGUUUUGGCACUUUUUCAUAAAAAAAUACUUCCAAUAACAAAUAAAGAAUGAAUUAAAAUUAAUUUGGGUUUAAAUGACACUGUUUUUUCCUGCAAUUACUACUAAAA